Molecule: messenger RNA, 750 nt
Organism: Pyrgilauda ruficollis (rufous-necked snowfinch)
Lineage: Eukaryota; Metazoa; Chordata; Aves; Passeriformes; Passeridae
Product: claudin-16-like
Exons: 5
Coding region: 1-750 (249 amino acids)
Biological process (GO): bicellular tight junction assembly; cell adhesion
Cellular component (GO): bicellular tight junction; plasma membrane
Molecular function (GO): structural molecule activity
Source: RefSeq, a predicted model, not a curated record
AUGAGUGCAGCCCUGCAGGUGACAGCAUUUGGGCUCGCUCUUCUCUCAACGCUCUUCCUACUCCUGGCCACGUGCACGGACUGCUGGAUGGUCAAUGCUGAUGACAGCUUGGAGGUGAGCAGAGAAAUCACCUGGAAGGUGAGCAGAGUAGCCACCUUUAAGGUGAGCAGAGCAACCAUCAUCCUCAAGGUAAGUCACAAAUGCCGGGGCCUUUGGAGGGAGUGUGUCACUAACAUGCAGGACGGGGUCAGGACCUGCGACCAAUAUGACUCAAUUCUGGCUGACCACCCAGUGAAGAUUGUGGUGACACGGACCCUGAUGAUCACGGCAGAUCUCCUGGCUUGCCUGGCUUUGGCUACACUGGUCCUUGGGCUUGACUGCAUCACGUUCCUCAAGGAAGAUCCUUGUAUCAAACUGAAGAUGUGCUAUGGAGCUGGAGUCAUACUCUGCGCUGGGAGCAUCCUGGGGCUCAUAGGCUCCGUGUGGUAUGCAGUGGAAGUCUACGUGGAGAGGGCCAUGCUGGUGUCACACAAUAUAUUCCUCGGAGUCUACUAUGACUUUGGGUGGUCAUGCUGGCUGGGGAUGGCUGGCUCCAUGGGCUGCUUUGUGGCAUCUGUCCUGCUGACCUGCUGCCGCUGUGCUUGCACAGCAGUAGCUCCCAGCAGCCGCUGUCAAGUCCAGAGGCAUCCCCAGCCCCAGGGCACCCAGACAGUCACCAGCAAGAUGUAUGCCAUGGAUUCUCGUGUGUGA